This is a messenger RNA of Hypomesus transpacificus, 5320 nucleotides long. RefSeq names its product pleckstrin homology domain containing, family G (with RhoGef domain) member 2 (gene plekhg2). Lineage: Eukaryota; Metazoa; Chordata; Actinopteri; Osmeriformes; Osmeridae. The transcript has 10 exons. The coding region runs from base 275 to 5320 and encodes 1681 amino acids. The record is from RefSeq and is a predicted model, not a curated record.
UCCAUCCUCCUCCACCCCUCUUCCAUCCUCCUCCACCCUUCCUCCACCCCUCGUCCACCCCUCCCUCCAGACGGGCAGCGAUGGUGAGCUGUGCCCCCAGCAGGCUGACAGCCUGGGUUCCUCUGGCAGCACCAGCACCCUGGCCUCCUCCGUCAUCGAGGUGGAGGCCAGCCACGCCGAGCAAGGCCUGACCAGGAGCCGGUCAGACGAGGAGGAGGGGGAGGAGCUGUGUCCUCUCAGUCCCCCGCCCACCCUAUCCAUCACCGAGGAGAUCAUGCAGUUCAUCAACCAGAGUCGUGUUAGAGAGGGAUUGGCUGAACUACCCACAGACACGCCUGCAGUCCUGGAAGAACGCGUGGCGCUCCAGACCCCAGACCCCUGCCCCCUGGCAGAGCAGGCCAGCCAUCACAGCUUUUCCUGCCCCCUGAAGGAGGGCGCGGAGCCCCCAGUCUCCCAGGACCACACUCUCCAGCAGGGAGCACAGUUGCAACUGGAGGGGGACAGAGCCAAGAUGGAGGAUGGGGGCUCUCCUCACCAUGUGACCAGUGAGUCAGAGGCAGGAAGUGCAGAGAAUGAAGGAUCCCUAGCUCUAGAUGUUCAUCUGGACGAGAAGGUGGAACGUGAUGAACUAGACACAGCUAAGGCAGGAGAUGAAGAGGAGGAGGGGGAGGAGACGGUCAUCACCCCAACACCACUGUCUCCUGACCACAUCUCCAGCCUCUCAGCCACAGAGGAGGAACUUGUCUGUGACCUGCCCAGAGAAGAGAAGCUCUCCCCAGGGCCGGCGCCAGGCCUGGCCUCCCCUAUCUCCAUCGGUAGCCCUCCCUCCUCCAAAAGAGACAGCCAGAUGACCAGGAGCGACAGGCUGAUCAUUGAGAAAAUCAGAAGCUACUAUGAGGCUGCAGAGGCCCAGGCCGGGGCUGGGGCAGAGGCCGGGGGGGAGGCUGAGGAGACCGAGGGGGCGAGCGACGGCCAGACCCCACGGAGGAACAGCUUCUCCCAGAUCCCCUCAGGGCUGGUCAAAGAGUCCGUGUCUCGUUUCGACGUCUUCGGCCACCAGGACAGCCUGUGUGAGUCUGAGAGUGGGCGCUCAGACACGGGGACAGACCCAGGCCUGCCCUCCCCUCCGCCCCUGGAGCCUGGCCCCCCAGAGGGGCCCGCCGGCAAGGCCUGCUCCACCUCCCUGCCUGCUGUCUGGGCAGAGGAGAGUCAGGACCAGGGCCACACUCCACCAGGCCUGGAGGGGGACUGCAUCUCUGAGGAGACGGAACUAACGAAAGUGUUGAAGAACACGGAGAAGGAAGGCAUGUCCGCCACCACAGACACCACAGAAGAAGAGAGCAAAUGCAGCCUGUCGAAGGCCGACACCACAGAAGAAGUCACCCCCUCCGCGCCCGUAGCCUCCACGAGCACCCAGCACCUCAACGGGCAUGGCCCGGGCGGAUCCAACGCCACAGCAGGCCCCAGAGACCGGAACGAGGCCUCCCCAGGUCCACCAGCACACGCUGAACCCUGGGGAACCCAGAGAGGGCUGGGCUGGACCCGGAUCAGGGAGCCCCCCGCCCCCAGGGGGAGUCUGGAGGGCCUGCCCAGCCAGAUCAGGGAGGGUGACUGGUCCCGGCAGGUGUCCUCCUCCUCCUCGCUGGCCCGUGGUCUGCUGGGGGCCAGCGGGGGAGACGUAGCCGGGAUGGGGCUGUUCGAGGCAGGUCCGGUGGCCCCGUGUCUUCUGGAGAACUCUGAGAGGAUCCUGAGCAAGGUCCAGAUGCUGGCUCGCAUGUACGGAGCCAAGGUGAGCAGCAUGAAGGUUCCUCUUCACCACAAGAUGGCCCCCGGGGGCCGUCCCACCGGGGCCCACAACCACAGCUACGCCUACUCUCAGUACCACAACCGCUUUGAGACCAAGACCCACCACGCCCGCUAUCAGAGCCACACCAACGCUCAGUCUGACACCCAGAGCAAGAGCUUAACCCUGGGGAGGAGCCCCCACUGUCCUCUGACCCCGAGACAAGACAGGAGGACAGAAGAAGGGAAGAUUGGAGGGAUGAAAGAGCGAAGGGCAGAGGGCCCAACAGAUGCCGUCCAAUCAGAGCCCCAGAAAAAGACAGCUGUCCAAUCAGAGCCCCGGGAGAAAAAGGCUGUCCAAUCAGAGCCCCGGGAGUUAACAGCCGUCCAAUCAGAGCCCCUUCUGUACGGCCACAUUCUGGUCACCGAGCAUCUGUCCCAGGCCUGCCAGCAGCAGCUGUCUCCUACCCUCCACCUCCACAACAGCUGCCUGCCCUCUGGAGACACGGUCAUUGGUCAACCCAGGAAUGGAGCCUCGAAUGUGGACUGCACCUCCCAUUCCUCCACCCCCUCCCUGGAUCUCCCCACCCCUCCUUGUACACCUAGAGAGGGAGUGUUCGAGAGCCUUACUGAGAACGCAGAUAAAGAUGUGAAUCUGGAAGCUUCUGAGAGGUCAACAGGAGAGCAGAAGGCGGUCCGUCCUCUGUACUCCAUCAGAGAGGACUCGUCCUCCGCGGGCUGGGGUCCAGAAGCCAGGGAUCCCGGGUUCCAAACCCAGGAGGAAGAGGAGGUGGUUGUGACCCUCCAGCACCAUGACCCAGCCCAGGCCCCAGCUCAGGCCCCAGGGCAGGCUGGAAACGAGGCCCAGACAGACCCACCUCUCCUGGGGGAGAGGAGCAGCUGUGCCCAGGGGCUCUCUGGAGCUCACAGAGUCCCAUCCACACAAGAGCCAAAUAUCCUUACCCCUGACCCCGGCUUCACGGAGAGGUCAAAGUCCUCUCACCUCUGCCGCCUGACUGACCCCCAACACACAGCCCACACACAGCCCUGCCCCCCAGCCUCAGGUCAGCCCUGCCCCCCAGCCUCAGGUCAGCCCUGCCCCCCAGCCUCAGGUCAGCCCUGCCCCCCAGCCUCAGGUCAGCCGGAGGCCUCCAGAGGGAGAGGGUACCCCAUGCCUCGGCCCUGGUCGUCGGGCGGGAGCCCAGCACCCCUCCCCCCUCCCCCAGGAAGCCUGUCUGCACACUCCUUGCCCACCUCCACCCUGCCCUCCUCCACCCUGCCCACCUCCACCCUGCCUUCCUUCACCAGCCAGGAGCCUGCCAGCCUGCCCACCUCCAUCCUGCCUUCCUUCACCAGCCAGGAGCCUGCCAGCCUGCCCACCUCCAUCCUGCCUUCCUUCACCAGCCAGGAGCCUGCCAGCCUGCCCACCUCCAUCCUGCCUUCCUUCACCAGCCAGGAGCCUGCCAGCCUGCCCACCUCCAUCCUGCCUUCCUUCACCAGCCAGGAGCCUGCCAGCCUGCCCACCUCCAUCCUGCCUUCCUUCACCAACCAGGAGCCUGCCAGCCUGCCCACCUCCAUCCUGCCUUCCUUCACCAGCCAGGAGCCUGCCAGCCUGCCCACCUCCAUCCUGCCUUCCUUCACCAGCCAGGAGCCUGCCAGCCUGCCCACCUCCAUCCUGCCUUCCUUCACCAGCCAGGAGCCUGCCAGCCUGCCCACCUCCAUCCUGCCUUCCUUCACCAGCCAGGAGCCUGCCAGCCUGCCCACCUCCAUCCUGCCUUCCUUCACCAGCCAGAGCUCUGCCUAUCUGCCCUCCUCUGCUGGCAGGAGGAACAUGGCCAUGGACUGGGAGCCCAGCUCCACAUUGCCUGCCCCGAGGAGUCCCAACCAGGAUCCGGCCCCUUCAGACCGCGUAUCCUCCAGCCUCUCCCCAGCCUCCAGCCUCUCCCCAGCCUCCAGCUUCUCCCCAGCCUCCAGCCUCUCCCCAGCCCGACGGCCUGUCUCCCAGCCUGGUCAGGAGAUCUGUUCCUCACUGGCUCCAGGAUCAGGACACCCACUAAACUACCAGCCCACUUCCGCCUUCGGCCCCGGCCCCAACCCCAGUCCCAGCCUCCGUCAUCGGUCCCCGUCCCCAGCCAGAGUUCUUCCCUGCUUCUCUCCCACCCCCUCUGCUACAAGGGCUCUUUCCUCUCCCUCCCCUGUAAGGGCUCUUCCCUGCUUCUCCCCCCCUCCCUCUGUCCCUGGCGGCCUCCUGCAUCAGCCAAUCAAUCACCCAGAGCCUUGCCAAGAAGAACGCUCGCCUCCAGGCCAUGCCCCUCGCAGGCGGAGGCCACCCGAGUCACAGCCCUGCCUCCCCUCUCAGAAGGACCUCCCCUUCCCCCAAGCCCUCCCCCGGUUCCAGCGGUCCCCCUCAGGGUCUGCAGCUGCUGACCCUCCCACAGGGCUGAACAACAACAACAACAACAACAACGGCGGCGGCGGCGUUGCUAACGGCGGGGUGGCGAGGCCGUUCUCCUCCUCGGAGCCCAGCUCACGCGUCCAGUCCCCUUCCCCUUCUCCAUUCAGCCGGAUCUGCUCCCCUCCCCCCCCCCACCACACAGCCUCGCUGGCCAACAAGCCCCCCAAUCCCAGAAGCAGCAGGUCAAGCUCCUUCAACCCCCUGGGCCUCACCUUGGAGCUGCCCAGGGCCUCCUCAGCGAGCUGCACCACAGGCCCCAGCGCCACCAGCCCACGGAUCAACUCGCCUCCUCCUAUCGGUGUUCCCGCCAACGUCCCCUUCCUCUGCUCCCCUCCGCCCUCCCACAGCCUUUACAGGGCCCUGGGCAGCGACGUCCUCGGCCUGGCCGCCCGCCCCGCCAGGACCGUUAACGGGCGCCAGUCGUGGGGGGAGAGCGGGUUGAGGUCGGGGGGGUCCGUGGAGCUAGAGUCUGGCCUGGUGAGCCCGCGAGGUGGGGCUUCGCGCGGAGGCCCUCUGGCCUGCCUCAGCCCGGGCCCCGGGUCCGGAGCUCAGUCCCCCAGCCGCCUCACCCCAGGGAAGAGCCUUCACAGGGGGCAGCACUUCACCAGCAUCGCCUGGCCGGACAUCCGGGAGCUCCUGACCAGGUACGAUGGAGCGGACGAGCCUGACUGUGGCGCAGUGAGCCCCCCAACCCUCUGCUUCCCCCAGGACCAGGACCCAGCAGAGGGGUCGUGUCGGAGCCAGCUCAUCUGUGCAUACGUGGCCCGGCCUCCCCCUGUCCCAGAGAAGGACACCCCCACUAACCCCCCCGCCGCCCCCCCGAACACGCAGCCUGACCCCCAGGACCCCUGCUCGGCCCAGGCAGCUAGGGGCUCACACAAGGCCAGCUACGCCACCACGGUGAACCUGCAGAUCGCAGGCAGCGGCCGCAUCACCUCCUUCAGCACGGCCCAGGUGAGCCUCACCCAGACCCUGGCCCCCCUGGGGCUGACCGUGGGGCCGGGAGACAGCCAGGGACAGAGGAGGGUCAGCAUCAACGGAUGCAGCCUCUCCCCCCUCCCCCAGAACUGCAGCAGGAUGUGA